This is a messenger RNA of Dendrobium catenatum, 2658 nucleotides long. RefSeq names its product 1,4-alpha-glucan-branching enzyme, chloroplastic/amyloplastic. The record is from RefSeq and is a predicted model, not a curated record. Gene Ontology annotation, molecular function: cation binding; hydrolase activity, hydrolyzing O-glycosyl compounds; 1,4-alpha-glucan branching enzyme activity. Gene Ontology annotation, cellular component: cytoplasm. Gene Ontology annotation, biological process: glycogen biosynthetic process. The transcript has 14 exons. Lineage: Eukaryota; Viridiplantae; Streptophyta; Magnoliopsida; Asparagales; Orchidaceae. The coding region runs from base 81 to 2468 and encodes 795 amino acids.
GGCAGCUAGUGAAGAGGAUUUUAUACCGCGAAUACCUAGCGAGAGCAAGAGUGGUGAGAGUAAGAGGAGAACGGGCGAGAAUGUCAAGCAUUUGCUAUCAUUUGUUUCUCCAUCCAGCUUCUUCGCGAUCCAGUAGAAGCUACACGAAGGCUUCAAGAUGCCCCGGCAUUUCUCAGCUCCAGUCAACUUCAUUACAAAAUGCAUCUAACAAGUUGUCUUUCCACUACUCCUUUUGUUAUCCCCAUAAAGUCCACAGAAAUACUCAGGCAGUUGAGCCUACUUUUGCAAUUUCAACCAUGUUGAAAGAUACAACAGUUGAAAAUGCUGAAAACAUUGGAGUUCUCAGUGUAGACCCGUCUUUAGAACCAUACAAGGACCAUUUUAUUUAUAGAUCAAAAAGAUAUUUUGAGCAGAAAGCGCUAAUUGAAAAAUAUGAAGGGAGUCUCGAAGAAUUUGCUCAAGGUUAUCUGAAGUUUGGGUUUAACAAAGAAAAAGAUGGAAUUGUAUAUCGGGAAUGGGCCCCUGCUGCUCAGGAAGCUCAACUGAUAGGAGACUUCAAUGGCUGGAAUGGAUCCAACCACAAGAUGGAAAAAAAUGAAUUUGGUGUUUGGAUGUUAAAAAUUCCGGACAAUGGGGGCAAACCAUCAAUUCCUCAUAAUUCAAGGGUAAAAUUUCGUUUCAAGCAAAGCAAUGGGACAUGGGUUGAUAGAAUUCCAGCCUGGAUCCGAUAUGCGACAGUUGAUCCUAAUCAAUUUGGAGCUGCAUAUGAUGGAGUUUACUGGGAUCCACCCCCCUCAGAAAGAUAUGAAUUUAAGCACCCGCGCCCUCCAAAGCCUAUAAGUCCACGUAUAUACGAGGCUCAUGUUGGUAUGAGUUGUCCUGAACCACGCAUAAGUACAUACAGAGAAUUUGCUGAUGAUGUUCUGCCUCGUAUUCGAGCAAAUAAUUAUAACACAGUUCAAUUAAUGGCUAUCAUGGAGCAUUCCUAUUAUGCAUCUUUUGGGUAUCAUGUCACAAAUUUCUUUGCUGUUAGUGGCAGAUCUGGAACACCUGAGGAUCUCAAGUAUCUAAUAGACAAAGCACAUAGUUUUGGUCUGCUUGUUCUUAUGGAUGUUGUCCACAGCCAUGCGAGUAACAAUGUAUCUGAUGGCCUUAGUGGCUUUGAUGUUGGACAGAGAACGCAGGACUCUUAUUUCCAUACUGGGGAGAGUGGUUACCAUAAAUUGUGGGAUAGCCGAUUAUUCAACUAUGCUAACUGGGAAGUUUUGCGGUUUCUUCUCUCAAAUCUAAGAUGGUGGUUAGGUGAAUUUCAGUUUGAUGGAUUUCGAUUUGAUGGAGUGACUUCAAUGUUGUAUCAUCAUCAUGGUAUCAACAUCGCAUUCACUGGAAAUUACAGUGAGUACUUCAGUUUUGCAACAGAUAUAGAUGCUGUUGUCUACUUAAUGCUGGCAAAUUAUUUGGUUCAUCGCUUUUUACCGGAUGCGAUUACCAUUGCGGAAGAUGUUUCUGGAAUGCCAGCUCUUUGUCGCCCUCUCUCUGAAUGUGGAAUUGGUUUUAGUUAUCGUUUGGCAAUGGCAAUUCCUGACAAAUGGAUCGAUUACUUGAAGAACAAAGAGGAUUUAGACUGGUCGAUGCAGGAAAUUGUCCAUACUUUAACUAACAGAAGAUACACUGAAAAAUGCAUUGCAUAUGCUGAAAGCCACGAUCAGUCUAUUGUAGGUGACAAGACCAUUGCCUUUACUCUGAUGGAUAAUGAAAUGUACACUGGCAUGUCUGAUUUACAACCUGCUUCUCCUGUCAUUGAUCGGGGGAUUGCACUUCAUAAGAUAAUUCACUUCUUAACCAUGGCUCUUGGAGGUGAAGGUUACCUGAAUUUCAUGGGAAAUGAGUUUGGGCACCCGGAAUGGAUUGAUUUUCCAAGAGAAGGCAACAGUUGGAGUUAUGACAAGUGCCGACGGCAAUGGAGUCUUGUUGAUAAAGAUCAUCUGCGUUAUAAGUAUAUGAAUGAGUUCAACAGAGCUAUGAAUUUGCUAGAUGACAGAUUUUCCUUCCUUGCAUCGGCAAAGCAAAUUGUGAGCAGUGCAAGUGACCUGGACAAGGUGAUUGUAUUUGAACGUGGAGAUUUAGUCUUUGUGUUCAAUUUCCAUCCAGAGAAAACCUACCAUGGGUACAAAGUUGGUUGUGACUUGCCUGGAAAGUACAGAGUCGCCUUGGAUAGUGAUGCUUUUGAAUUUGGAGGACAUGGUAGAGUUGGCCAUAACGUGGAUCAUUUUACAAGCCCAGAAGGCAUACCAGGUGUACCAGAAACAAAUUUUAACAACCGACCAAACUCAUUCAGAGUCCUAGCACCAGCUCGCACCAGUGUGGUAUACUACAAGGUUGAUGAGAACGCCGAGAGAGAGUCUGAGGAGAAGGCUGCAGCAGAAGAUGCAACAAUAUUAGCAGGAGACAGCAACACUGAAGUUUAAGUUGUUGUGGUGAAGACAGCUUAAGAUGAGUAAAGGGAGAGUUAUCGAUGGAUUGCAUGUUAAGAUAAAUAAGGUUGGUCUUCUCAACUCUACUGAAAACUGUGACAAGGUUAAUAGUUCUUAAGUAAAUAAAGAUAUGUAAAUAAAUAAGAUUGUAAUAGUUUUUAAGUAAAUAAAUCUUCAAUAGUUC